Molecule: messenger RNA, 1121 nt
Organism: Solanum pennellii
Lineage: Eukaryota; Viridiplantae; Streptophyta; Magnoliopsida; Solanales; Solanaceae
Product: phosphoserine phosphatase, chloroplastic
Exons: 7
Coding region: 117-1004 (295 amino acids)
Biological process (GO): dephosphorylation; L-serine biosynthetic process
Cellular component (GO): cytoplasm
Molecular function (GO): magnesium ion binding; L-phosphoserine phosphatase activity
Source: RefSeq, a predicted model, not a curated record
AACUAGUCGAUCAGCAUUUUGAGCAAAAGACAACUUUAACUUUACGCAAAAAGAUUUGAUUUUUAACGACACCCAUCUCAUAUUUUUGUGAAAUUCAAGAAUAUUAAGGUGUUUCAAUGGAGAGGUUGAUGAGUUUUCAGGCGAAUUCUGUUCAUGCUGUAUCAAGACGGCAAAGCUCGGUACUAGUUCCUACAUUUUCUCGAAAAAUUAGUAAUACAAGAGUUUCUGUUCAACCAAUUGGAAUGGUGAGGAAUUCCAAAUUGUUUAAUUCCGUUGUUGCUUCAGUUCAGCCAAUUGGAGCCUCUGCUGUAACCCCUUUUGACAACACAUUGCCAUCUAAAGAGGUUCUUGAUGUUUGGCAUAAUGCGAAUGCUGUAUGCUUUGAUGUGGAUAGCACUGUGUGCAUAGACGAGGGCAUUGAUGAAUUUGCGGAGUUCUGUGGUGCUGGAAAGGCUGUAGCGGAAUGGACUGCUAGGGCCAUGAAUGGUUCUGUUCCAUUUGAAGAAGCAUUGGCAGCUCGUCUUUCUCUUAUUAACCCUUCAUUAUCCCAACUCCAGGACUUUCUUAGGAGACCUCCACGACUUUCUCCUGGCAUUGAUCUAUUGGUCAAGAAGCUGAAGGAUAAUGAUAAAGAUGUUUAUCUGGUCUCUGGAGGGUUUCGUCAAAUGAUCAAUCCUGUUGCAUCAAUCCUCGGAGUACCACUUGAAAAUAUCUUUGCCAAUCAAAUACUCUUUGGGAGCAACGGAGAAUAUGUUGGGUUUGAUAAAAAUGAGCCAACUUCAAGGCGUGGCGGAAAGGCUACUGCAGUUCAACAAAUAAGAAAGGCUCAUGGAUACAAGUCACUAGUGAUGAUUGGUGAUGGUGCUACUGAUCUUGAGGCUCGUAUGCCAGGUGGUGCGGACUUGUUUAUUUGCUAUGGCGGAAUUCAACUACGGGAAUCAGUUGCAGCUAAAGCUGAUUGGUUGGUGUUUAAUUUUAAGGACUUGAUUAAUUCAUUGGUGUAAUGUGUUAUUGCAUCUAUACUCUUCCAUCUCUAUUUUGUUUGUGAAGGCUUAUGCAGCAUUAAAUUUCUGUCUUGAUGUCAUUUCGUUUAGGUAGCAGAAAAUACCUUAUAUCAGACA